AUGUCGUUCCCAUCCUCGACGCGUAUCGGCGGCAGCGCCUUCAACCACCAGCAGUCUGGCGAUUCCGAAGCCGAGUACGACAGAUUGAGAGAUCUUGCGCGCAAGGAACACGGUCAACGCCAACACUAUUCCGCCGAGUCGCAGAAAGCAUACGCGCGUGGAGAUGGAGGUGCUGCUCACGACCUGUCGCAACAAGCAAAGAACCAUGGACAAAAGGCAGACGACUACAACAGACAGGCAUCUGAGUACAUCUUUCGUGAGAACAAUGCUGUAGGAAGAGUCGAUGGGGAUACCAUUGACCUUCACGGUCAGUUCGUGGAAGAGGCCGAAGAGAUCCUCGAACAAAGAAUCAAGUACGCAAAGAGUACCGGCCAGAACCAUCUGCAUGUCAUUGUCGGCAAGGGCAAUCACUCUGUCAACCAUGUCCAAAAGAUCAAGCCUCGUGUCGAGCAGAUCUGCCAGGAGCAAGGCCUCCAAUACCAUACCGAGCACAACGAAGGUAGAAUCUACAUCAACCUCACUGGUGGAGCUGCUGUUCCUCCUUCGAACUAUGGUCAGCCUCAGCAGUACGAUCAAUCACACCAUGGACAGCCCCAGUACCAGACUGCCUAUCCUCUUGGAAACCAGCAAGGCCACCAGCAGCAAGGAUACCCUUCCCAGCAGCAAGGCUACCAGCAGAAUCACCAACAACAACAACAGGGAACACAGCAGAUGGACUACGAGGAGGAGAUCAAGAAGAACCUGCCCAAGGUUAUUCGCUUCCUCAAGAAGAACUGCUGUACUGUCAUGUAG
Messenger RNA from Aureobasidium namibiae CBS 147.97, 792 nucleotides. RefSeq names its product DUF1771-domain-containing protein. The record is from RefSeq and is a predicted model, not a curated record. The transcript is spliced from 3 exons. NCBI's taxonomy places the organism in Eukaryota, Fungi, Ascomycota, Dothideomycetes, Dothideales, Saccotheciaceae. Bases 1 to 792 code for a protein of 263 amino acids.